This is a messenger RNA of Saccostrea echinata, 3479 nucleotides long. Its product is annotated as polypyrimidine tract-binding protein 2-like. The record is from RefSeq and is a predicted model, not a curated record. The transcript has 10 exons. The coding region runs from base 57 to 1127 and encodes 356 amino acids. Gene Ontology annotation, biological process: regulation of RNA splicing. Gene Ontology annotation, molecular function: mRNA binding. Lineage: Eukaryota; Metazoa; Mollusca; Bivalvia; Ostreida; Ostreidae. Gene Ontology annotation, cellular component: nucleus.
UGUGAAGUUUUUUCUGCAACUUUUGUUAACACUUUAUAUGCAAGGUUUUCACAAUCAUGGUGCUAUGUCCAGGAUAUCAAAAGAAUGGUCGUCCUUGUACAAAUAUUUUAGAACAGAAAAGUAAAUUCUGUAAGCUUUGUGGAUGGAAGAUCGACCCUGAUAUAUUUUUGAAGGAGGCUAUUUCUUGUCCUAAUGUCCCACUGAACAGUGAGGAGAAGUGUGGAACUUGGAUAGAGAGAGACCAAAUGUUCUGUGACCAAUGUGGAUGGGAAGUUAAUCAUGAUUUCUUCCCCAGAAAACAUAGUAAAGAUGAUAAAGAUAUGCCUGGUGAUAGUUAUAGCAAUCUAAAGACUCAGAUGAAAAAUCUUACACUCAAACAAGAACAGCCAGAAGCAUGUGGUACUCAGCGGAGGUACUCCCCUGAUUAUCAGACUGAUAGGUAUGUGAACCACAAGGAAGACCCUCACUCUCCUAGUUCAUCCUCCCAAAAUGGGACCUCAUCUUCCGUCUCCCCAAGGGAAACCAGGGAGACAAAGAUUGGGAAGGUUCUGUUUGUCCACAAUUUAAAUGAAGAGAAAGUGACUACAGAGGGUCUGUUUAAUCUGUUUAGUAUUUAUGGCAGAGUAGAAAUUGUGAAAUUGUUCUUCAAAAAGAAGAGUUCAGGAUUAAUACAAAUGGAUAGCCCAGAACAUGCACUGUUAGCCAUUGAAAAUUUGGACAGAGUGACUGUUUGGGAUUGCACUAUGCAUGUUCAGUUUUCCAAGGCAGGGACAAUUUAUUUGGAAGAUCAUUCACAGUUCACAAAAGAUUUCAGAAACACAAAGCUCUUCAGGGGAGGACCAGCAUUUGACUAUUUGAAGACAGCUUGUGCUCCAUCUCCCAUAAUUCAUCUGUCCAAUUUUGUGAGCACCAUUACAAAAGCAGACAUCAAUGAUGUAUUUUCAGAAUAUGGAAACGUGUUGGACAUUGUCAUGUUUGAAUCAAAAGGGAAGAGAGGGGCUUUGGUCGAGUAUGCUUCAAUAGCACAGUCCAUCUUGGCUGUUAUGGCCAUGCACAACUUCCUGUUGCCAGAUAACUCCAGACUGAAUGUUACAUUUUCCCAUUUCAAAUCCUUGAACAAAAAGUAGUUUGAAAGAAGAAAGCUUUGAACAGUUCCCACUGGCUGAGUCUGCUGUUAUUUAGAAGAAAUAAAAAAAAAAAAAGAACAGGAAGCAUACUCAGUGUGGACCUGUAGAUAUUGAUGUGGAUUUUUUAUUUUUAGUGAGUGUGUCAUGAUAAAUGUAUUUGUUUACAAGGUAUGUAAUUUUUUGUACUUUUUUUCUUAUAUAUGUUACAUAUAUUUUGUUUUAUUAUACCUGAUAUAGACAAUAUAUUGCAGUACAUAUGUAGUCAUAGUUUUGUUAAGUUGUAAAAUUAGUAAGUGAUUUGACAUGCAAUAUUGUAUACAAGUGAUCACAUCAGGAUCAAAUCUACAUUUAAUACUCUUAUAGCAAGAAAUCAAAACAUACAGCCAAAUAUUUUAAAAUCUUGAAAGAAAAGGAAUGAAAAUUUGAUUGCGUGAAUGUUUUGAUUCAUAUGGUACCUAGCCAGACUUGCCUUUUUAUUCAGUAAGUAUAGAUUUUUGAACUGAACACCCCUCUGUGUUCACAUUGAUUUUGUAGGAAAUUACCCCUCUGUGUUCACAUUUAUUUUGUAGAAGAAUUACUAUGUUUAUUCAUUUUAUUUUACCAUAUUAUCACAUUUAUAUUCACAAGUGUAUGUGUAGUCUUUCAAAUGGCCAUAAAAGUGACAGUGAAGGUUAAUAGCUCAGCUAUUAUUUUUAUGUAACUCAGUUCUCUCUGCCUAGAAAAAAAAGUGCAGCCAAAAUUAUAAUGAACUGUUUUUAUGGACUUUGUGUAAAGUACACAGAUCAUAAUUUUCAUGUAUUUUCUUCUAAGACUUCUUGUUUAUAAUGUGUUGUGUUCUCAUGUAAAAGACUGCUUUCUAAAAGUAUAACCUAUUAUGUGGAAAUACAAUCUCUUCUUCUGUACAACUAUGCCCCCCUUUUUAUGCCCCAAGAUCGAAAGCUUUAACCUUGGCCAUAACUUUUGAAUGAUUGGUGCUUCGUCUUUCUUAUAUGACCUGUGUAUUUCUUGGGAGAAGGCCUUUCCUUUGGCACCAUUAAUUUUGACCAUUUGACCUUGACCUUGAUGUUUGACAUACUUUUGAAAAAAACUUUAACCUUUUCCAUAUUUAUUCAAUGGUUGCUGCUAGGCCUUUCAUAUUUCACAGGUUUAUUCCUCAAGACAAGACCUUACUUUGGAUAUCAACAUAUUUGAUUUGCAUUUGAGAAAGUUUAACCUUUGCUAUAAGUUGCCAUAUGGGGGCAUCACUGUUUCACAAACAUAUCUUGUUUUUUAUUUAAUUCUGAUGAUAUCUGGAGACUAGCAGUAGUAUGUUUCUUCAUUUUAAAAAAAAAAAAAUAGCAUACCUCAUUUUGUGCCUGUUAUUUCUUUGCUUCCUCACUAAUCCAUCUUUGUCAAAUUUAUUCAUGUUCAUACAAGAAGCAUCACCCCUAAGUCUUACAAAUCUGCCCACUUGUUAUCCAAUGUUCCUCUUCAUUUUUCUGGAGACAAUUCACUCUGGAAGCAAGUUUGUGUGUAUCUCAGUAUCAUGCAGACAUUUUCUUCUUCUCUUAAAUCUUCUGAAAAUUGUUGAUAGUUUACUUAAUUGUUCUGGUUGUGAUCUGAAUUUUGUGUCUUUUUCUCUUUGAUGCUUGAGACUGGUUGAGACCUUUUGCCGUUUGAGAUGUACUAUUUGAAAAUCUUCUUAAUUGACUUGUAUUCAUGAAGUCGUCUGUGUAUUAUUUUUUAUUUUGUGCAGUCAUCAUUGCUCUCAAAAUCAAGCACCUGUUUUGUUCAUCAUUCAUUUUUUUUUUCGUGUUCCAAGAAGACAGUAUUCAUUUCUUGAAACUGAGUUUCCUGCACUUUAUUUCUUAAGAGUCUUUUUUUCUGCUAUAUCUGUUUAUUCCAUAGCUCAUGUUGAUGUAACAUUAAUAUAUAGUGUUCUACAUUGUUCUCUAGAUACUUGUUCAAAGAUGAGCUAUUUUCUGAUGACAACUUCAACAAAAUCAUAUCACCUUGUAACAGUGCAUUGAUAUCAGUAUUUAUGUAUUGAGUUUGCAAACUUAUCUGGUGCUUUUAUAAUUCAGGACCUUUGAUCAGGGACCUAUAUACUAAGUAUAUAGGUCCCUGCUUUAAUAUAAGGUACUCAUCUGUUUUAUAAAUUUUGCAGUUUGUUUUAAGCUUUCACAUGUAACUCUUUUUAGAAUGUCAAUAAAAAAAAAUCACUGAACAGUUUUGUUAGAGGUUGUUUGAGAUGUUUUUGGUGAGGAUAAAAACUCACUAUAGGUGCUGCAUUAUUUGUGUUCUAAAAUUUCAGUUCUUUUUUUCACAUGUAGUUAACAUGGUAUUCAGAAAUAAAAUUCUGUUCAAAUUUUA